Molecule: messenger RNA, 396 nt
Organism: Scheffersomyces amazonensis
Lineage: Eukaryota; Fungi; Ascomycota; Pichiomycetes; Serinales; Debaryomycetaceae
Exons: 1
Coding region: 1-396 (131 amino acids)
Source: RefSeq, a predicted model, not a curated record
AUGGUUGCUUGGGCGUUGUUGAAAUUACCCAACUACCUGCUUCGAAAAUUCUCCUUAGAUAUCAUGGAUAAUAUUCCUUUGGCUCAAUGCAAGGGAAAAUGUAUUUUUGUUAAGAAAUUGUUGGACCAUUGGGGUUCGAAUCUUGAACUUGUCAGGGUUAACAAAGUCAGUGUUGCAGAGAGGACAGCGUUAUUGACAGUUGACCUUUUUUAUGAUCAAAUUGAUGAUCUCGAUGAAGCGAUGCGGCAAGAGAUAGAGAGCUUAGUGCAGUGGGUAAAGUCAAAUAUUACCAAGUAUCCCAAACUCAGGUAUUUUGUCUUUUAUACAUAUCAGUUUGUGAUAGAUAGGAAUGGGGAAGAAUGUCAGUGGAUUCAAUUAACUGGGAAUCAGCAAUGA